UGUUCGGCAAUACUCGAUGAUCAGAUUUUGACGCGUUGCUUGCUGCUGCACCGGUUGUUCACGAACAAUUUGACAGCGUGUGAUUCAUUGGAAAUCACAAUUAUUGUUAUUACCCAAAAGGCAUAUACCAAAGAGAAACGACCCCAGCUGCAUCUCAAUUGCGGAGCCAGCGUUGGAAAUCAUGCUGUUCAAAAACAUAACACGAUGCAUAAGCACCAACAACGUUCUGUGGCAGGCCAGCAACAAGUCUCUAUUGGCCAAGUUGAGGAAGAAAACAGGUUACACAUUUGCAAAUUGUAAAAAAGCUUUGGAACUUCAUGAGAACGACGUAGAGAAGGCAGAAAAGUGGUUGAGAGAUCAGGCUCAAGCUCUGGGCUGGUCGAAAGCUCAGAAGCUCCAAGGAAGAACAACUAGUCAAGGUCUUAUUGCAGUAAUCACAAACCAAGCUCACGGUGCACUUAUUGAAAUCAAUUGCGAGACAGACUUUGUUGCCAAAAACAAAGAUUUCCAUGGACUCGCUGAAGUUGUAGCUGACGCUGUUCUCAAACAUAAUCUUAGUGUUGGAUUGAAUGGUCACAACAGAUUUAUGUUGGAUGCAGAUGCUCUAAAAUCAUUGUCAGCUCAUGAUGGAAUUAGUGUAGCUGAUCAUUCUGCACUGGCAAUUGGUACUCUAGGAGAAAAUAUAGCUGUCAAGCGUGCCCUGUGUAUGAGUGUUCCCAAUGAUGUACAUCUUGUUGGAUUUUCUCAUCCUGCUGCCAGUGAACCUGGAAAAGUUUUAUAUGGAAAGUACGGUGCAUUGUUGGCAUUCAAAACUCAAGAUGAUCCAAUUGAAUUAGGAAAACAAUUAUGCCAACAUAUAAUUGGUAUGAAUCCAACCAAAAUUGGUAAUCCAGAAGUUGACGAACCUGCUCAAAGUUCUGAUGACGAAGCUACUUUGAUACAUCAAGAGUUCAUUCUAGACCCCACUAUUAAAGUUCAGCAAUUGUUAGACGAAACAAAUACUCAAAUCUUGGACUUUGCAAGAUUUGAAAUGGGAGAAAGUAUCGAGGGACAGCAAGAUUUAGACGCUGUUGAGACAGCUGGGUGAAUGAAUUAGUUCAAACUUGUAAAGAAAAAAAUUCAAAUGUUAAUUUUCACUGACUUGUUGACAAAAAUUAUGCUUGAAGCAUAAAAAAUAGUUUAAUGUACAAAUAGCGAGUGUUUUUUUAGAAAAACAAAAAACCUAAUACAACA
Messenger RNA from Trichogramma pretiosum, 1233 nucleotides. RefSeq names its product elongation factor Ts, mitochondrial (gene mEFTs). The record is from RefSeq and is a predicted model, not a curated record. Bases 182 to 1087 code for a protein of 301 amino acids. The transcript has 4 exons. Gene Ontology annotation, cellular component: mitochondrial matrix. Gene Ontology annotation, molecular function: protein binding; translation elongation factor activity. Gene Ontology annotation, biological process: mitochondrial translational elongation. Lineage: Eukaryota; Metazoa; Arthropoda; Insecta; Hymenoptera; Trichogrammatidae.